AGAGGAAUCAAGAUAACGAGCGGAGGAGGAGAGCAAAAGCGAGAUGGCGGCGAGGCGCGGGCGAGCCUGGGAGGAGGACGACCUCGGCGGCGGGGGCCAGCCCCCGCACCUCGCCGCGCCCGUCGUCUGCCUCGUCCGCUCCGCCGGGGACCUCGCCGCCGGCGCCUUCGUCGGCUCCCUCGUCGGAUACGGGCAAGGUUUGCUCACUAACAAAGGUAUGAAGGGUUCACUCAGUAGUGCUGGAUCUUCUGCCAAGACUUUUGCAGCAUUGUCUGGUGUCCAAAGUUUUAUCCUGUGCUUGCUUAGAAGAUUGCGAGCAAAAGAUGAUAUGAUCAAUGCUGGCGUAGCUGGUUGUUGCACAGGACUUGCUUUGAGCUUUCCAGGUGCACCGCAAGCAAUGUUCCACAGCUGCGUUACCUUUGCAGCAUUCUCUUGCAUAAUGGAUGGUCUCAAUAAGCAGCAGGCUGCCAUGGCAGCCACACUUGCCGGUAAACCUUCAACCAUCAAGCAUCAGGAGGGUGAUGUCCUCCCACCGUUCACUCUUCCGCCGCUGCUGAACGCUUCAGAUGCUUUAGCUUCAUGCUGCCAAGCCUUCCUCAAACGAAAGGACUAGAGUGGUGAAGACUCGUCACAAAGAAAAUCUUGCUCCAUUACUUUUUAUCUUUGCUCUCUUAGCAUUCAGAAUUCCCUCUUCAGUUAUGUCGCUGUGUUUUCUUUGAAAUUGAUUAAUUAUGAAUUGUGAUCUUGGUGGAGACUUGUAGUGGGUGUAAUACAUGAUACACCCAAUCUUUUGUAACUACUUUGUGAUGUGAUGCACUUUUUAACAAGCUUAAUGAAAAGAUAACAGCAAUAUCAGUGCUUA
Oryza brachyantha (malo sina) is the source of this 862-nucleotide messenger RNA. Its product is annotated as mitochondrial import inner membrane translocase subunit TIM22-3. Gene Ontology annotation, molecular function: transmembrane protein transporter activity. The record is from RefSeq and is a predicted model, not a curated record. Bases 44 to 613 code for a protein of 189 amino acids. Gene Ontology annotation, biological process: protein targeting to chloroplast; protein insertion into mitochondrial inner membrane. The transcript has 5 exons. NCBI's taxonomy places the organism in Eukaryota, Viridiplantae, Streptophyta, Magnoliopsida, Poales, Poaceae. Gene Ontology annotation, cellular component: chloroplast envelope; TIM22 mitochondrial import inner membrane insertion complex.